Molecule: messenger RNA, 2469 nt
Organism: Python bivittatus (Burmese python)
Lineage: Eukaryota; Metazoa; Chordata; Lepidosauria; Squamata; Pythonidae
Gene: SPINT2
Product: serine peptidase inhibitor, Kunitz type 2
Molecular function (GO): serine-type endopeptidase inhibitor activity
Source: RefSeq, a predicted model, not a curated record
GGCCCAGCGGGCAGCUUUGUCCGGGACGGCGGCGCGAUGGGGUGUGAGAAGAGUCUAGCGCUGUUGGUCACGUUGGCGGCUGCGCUGGUGGCCGCAGAGUCGCUUCCAGACCGAUGUCACUCACCCAAGGUGGUGGGCCCUUGUCGGGCGUCCUUCCAUCGGUGGUGGUACAAUGCCACCAGUCAGAUGUGCCAGGAAUUCAUUUUUGGGGGUUGCAAAGCCAAUGCCAACAACUUCGUCUCAAAACAGGACUGCCUCCAGAUAUGUGUCACAGAUGGAGGUGCAGAGGCAACUGUGGUACCUAGUUCGCCAGCCACUAAAGUGGCUGCCUCGAGAGUCCGCCAUCACCAGGAACCCAGUGACAACAGGCCUGGCUUCGCAGAAUUCUGUGCUGCGCCCCGGGCAGUGGGUCCCUGCCGUGCCUCCUUCCUGCGCUGGUACUUUGACAUAGAGACACGAAUGUGCAAGAUGUUCAUCUAUGGUGGCUGCCGUGGCAACAAGAACAACUAUCUCUUUGAGGAGCACUGCUGGAGCCAGUGCACAGGUGACAAAGAGAUAACCGAAGAACCAGAAGACAUUGAUGCACACACUCACCUCCCGUCUGAACCCUUUGGCUUCUCCACCAGAGCUGUGGUCCUGGCAGUUCUUCUGGCCAUCCUGGUUGCCAUCCUGCUGGGGUCUAUGGUGGUUUUCUUUGUCAAGAUCUGCCAGAAGAACCCCGAGCUGUCUGUGGGAACAGUGUGGAGCACCCUGGACGACAAGGAAUACCUGAUGAGCAAUGCCUACACACUUUGAGAGAGCUGCCUAGGUGCGCUCUCAGAACACGCCAGGAACCGCAGCAGCAUGUAAAUACUAGAGCAGGUGGCCUGGCCUGGCCUUGCCUUGCCUUUGUAGAAAACACGCGGAUCAUUCCUCUUUCACCUGUCAGCUUUGUUCACCAGAGGCUUCCCGGUGCAGCUUGGCCACCGCUGACUCCGAGGGGUGGCGCUGUCUGCCCCCUUCUCCUGCCUCCACGGGAGUCUGGAGGGGAGCUGCGGACAGUGCCCCUCCUGCUCUCCGGAGCCAGCAAGGACUCACCACUUGAUGCACUGCCCUGCCCUGCCUUGCCUUCCCUCUGGGUGACUGUAUCUCACCUAAUCCUGCCCCCACUUGGUGUCCUCUUCGUGUGUUGGGACAGCAACUCCCAGAACCCCAGCCAGAGCAGCUGGUGGUCGUUUGGGCUGGAAGUCCUGAGAGAUGUUGAUCUGGGGGGUGCAGCUGUGUCCUGCAGGCAUUAGUUCUGUUGGGGAAAGAAGGGGGGCAGGACUGCUAAAGCACUUUUCUCCAGGAGGAAAAGUUUUGGGUACGUUCCCAUCUCUGCUCCCAACAUGCUUCCCCAGAAUUAAUCCAGUGUGUCUGAGAGACCCGGAGGCACUGCUUUCCCUCUCUUAAGCUGGGCGGGCCCAACUACUAUAUCACCAUAUCCAUGCAUUUUUGUGGGGCAGGGAAUUAGUCUGCAUAAAGCAGCUACUGCUUGUGGACCGUGGGUCCUACCCCAAGAACAGUGCUUCUGCAGCAGUUUCCACAAGGGCUCUGCCAAAUCCCGCUUCCCUGGGAGACACCAGUGAGUAGUGCUGAGUGUCACGAACAUGGCCGAGCUAGUAUAGUACAACGGGUGCGAGAUCCUCCAAUUUGGGGGCCAGGAAGGGAAAACAGCAAGGCACGAAGCCUCCGUCCAACAGCUCGUUGGACCAGUCACUCUGGGCGGGGGCGGGCGGGGGCCUCGGGCACCCUUAGUUCACUGCUCAGCAUGGCUUAAGCUCAGCCCUUCUCCAAAAAGUCCAUGGCUCUUCCUCGCCAGACCAGUGCCUUUCUCCCUUUCUUUUGGGAGGCUGCCCAGUCUUGCUCCAUUUUCCAGGCUCCACCUUCUUGAGAUCAUUAGAUGCAACAAGCUGGUUGUUGAGGCUGAAGGAUCGGCUGGCACGUUCCUUUCUGCCCCAAGCCCGCCAGCUUUAGAGAGACGGACAGCUUUAGGCUCGCAGACCCUGGUCCACCCAAAACUUUCAUCCCUCUGGCUUUGCGAGGAAGCAGAGAGUGGUUGGGGGGGUGUCCUUCAAGUGCUCCCUCCCUCCCCAGCACUGAGGCAACUGAUGGCCUUUGAUUGCACUUUUAGGAAGAGCAGCUGCUGCUGCAAACAUUUCCACCUUGUAUUUCAGCUCUGCUCCUUCCCUUGUUGCGGCCUUUGCCAAAAGUUUAUCAGGGAAGGGUCUGUUUCCAGCCUGCAAGACAGAUCUUCACUGAGUUACAGAGCUGGUUCCUGCGAAGCCCCCCCCGCUGCAGAGGCAUCUCACUGAGCAAGGUUCUACCUGGCUAGCUUUAAAUGGGUUUUUAUACUUUUUUAAAACAAAUCAAAUCUCUUUAGGGACUCUUCUUUUAAUUUGUGUUUUUAGUAAUGAAGGGACUCUGAAUAAAGUAGAGUAACUAAGCUUC